GCAAAAUGUCUGGACGAGGAAAGACCGGAGGCAAAGCCAGAGCAAAGGCAAAGACCCGCUCCUCCCGCGCCGGGCUCCAGUUCCCCGUCGGUCGUGUCCACAGACUCCUGCGUAAAGGAAACUACGCGGAGCGCGUCGGUGCCGGAGCCCCCGUGUACCUGGCGGCGGUGCUGGAGUACCUGACCGCUGAGAUCCUGGAGCUGGCCGGAAACGCCGCCCGCGACAACAAGAAGACCAGGAUCAUCCCCCGUCACCUGCAGCUGGCCGUCCGCAACGACGAGGAGCUCAACAAGCUGCUCGGCGGAGUCACCAUCGCUCAGGGCGGCGUGCUGCCCAACAUCCAGGCGGUCCUGCUGCCCAAGAAGACCGAGAAGCCCGCCAAGAAGUAAACAACAAACAAACACACAACGGCUCUUUUAAGAGCCACACAUCUCAAACUAAAGACACACUUCCUGCUCUGACUUAUAUUUCAUGAUUAAAUGGUUUAUCCAUCAGAUCCAUUUUACAGUUUACUCAAUUUAGCGAGGCUUUAUCAACCAUC
This is a messenger RNA of Micropterus dolomieu (smallmouth bass), 541 nucleotides long. Its product is annotated as histone H2A-like. The record is from RefSeq and is a predicted model, not a curated record. Gene Ontology annotation, molecular function: protein heterodimerization activity; structural constituent of chromatin; DNA binding. Lineage: Eukaryota; Metazoa; Chordata; Actinopteri; Centrarchiformes; Centrarchidae. Gene Ontology annotation, cellular component: nucleosome. Bases 6 to 389 code for a protein of 127 amino acids. The transcript has a single exon.